Molecule: messenger RNA, 1017 nt
Organism: Caenorhabditis bovis
Lineage: Eukaryota; Metazoa; Nematoda; Chromadorea; Rhabditida; Rhabditidae
Source: the annotation of a GenBank genome assembly
AUGAACAUAUUCACAGAGGAAAUUAAUCGAGGUGCUGGAUCGCUAGUAAAACUUAUCACGCCCGUUUCAAUAUGUAUGUUGCUCGUUGUUCUCGGAAUGCAUAUGAACGACUUCUACGCUGUACACCAGGAAAAAAUUAAUCUCGAAAUUUUAAAGCACGUAGUUCUACCAACUAAUCCAACCGUUUCAAAUAUAGCUAUUUCAAUUUCUGUAACUGCACUUCUUCUCGCAGCUGUUAUCACAAGUACAACAUGUCUUGUAAUUUUGUAUAAAUUUGAGUUCUAUAAGGUAUUAAAUGUCUGGAUCGUCUCAGGAACAGUUAUUUUACUAUUCGGGUUAGGAUUGGUUCGAAUAAAAGAAAUAUGCGUGUUUUUCAAUAUUAGUCCUUCAAUUAUCACAGUUUUCAUUAUUGUUUCAAAUUUUACCGCAUUGGGCGUUAUAUUUAUCCAUUACAAAGGCCCAUUAAAAGGACAACAAGCUUAUUUAAUAGUAUUAUCAGGAUUGACAGCUUUAAGCAUUCUUAAAAAUUUGCCGGAUUGGACGGCAUGGAUGCUGCUGAUCGGAAUGUCGAUUUGGGACAUUUUUGCGGUUCUCUCGCCAUAUGGACCACUUCGGUUUCUCGUCGAGACUGCCAACGAGCGAGACGAACCCUUAUUCCCAGCGUUGUUAUACACAUCGGGUGUUAUUUAUAAUUGUAUGGCGACGCCGUCGAACACCCAAGGCGCGCAGAAUUACCGAAGCGAACGAGACGAAGUCAAAAUGGGUCUCGGUGAUUUCAUCUUCUAUUCGGUGCUCAUCGGAAAAUCGACCGAAUUCGACGACUGGAAUACCGUACUCGCCUCGUAUUUGGCGAUAAUUGUUGGCCUUAUUGUCACCAUUAUUCUAUUGGCGAUUGUCGGCAAACCGCUGCCGGCGCUUCCAAUCUCCGUCGCAUUUGGGGUGACAUUCAAUUUUUGCACUGCACAUUUGAUCACAGAUUUUCUGAAUAUGCUCACAAAGCGUCAGCAAUUAAUUUGA